Messenger RNA from Amborella trichopoda, 2323 nucleotides. It is a transcript of the gene ER-ANT1, whose product is annotated as endoplasmic reticulum-adenine nucleotide transporter 1. Gene Ontology annotation, cellular component: mitochondrial inner membrane. Lineage: Eukaryota; Viridiplantae; Streptophyta; Magnoliopsida; Amborellales; Amborellaceae. Gene Ontology annotation, molecular function: ATP:ADP antiporter activity. The record is from RefSeq and is a predicted model, not a curated record. Gene Ontology annotation, biological process: mitochondrial ADP transmembrane transport; mitochondrial ATP transmembrane transport.
CCACGAAAAAUUUUGAAGGUGCAUCUUACAAUUACAUGGGUGCAUCCGUAUGCAAACUGCACCCAAAAAAAACAAUAGGCCUAAGCUUCAUCUUGGCCUAACUUAAAAUGGUAAAAUUGUUGAAAGAGUUCACCACUGAUUUUCUCUGUGUUACCUGGUUGGACCAUUUUUCUCGUUAUGUUCGAUCCAAAAGGUUUUCAUCCAACUCCCCAAAAUCAUCGGAAACUUGUGAUAUUUGCUAAUGUUUCUCUGUCCUCUUUGUCCAGUCCUUUCUCCCUUCUUUCUCUAAGCCCCUCGCCUGUACUUUUCUCUCGCCCUCUCUCCAAUCCCCUACGCGGUUCAUGAACCACACAUGAAAGAUGGAACCUCAAUCUCUUCGGGCACAGAUUCCUGGAGUCCCAACCUCUUUUCACAUGAAUCACAAUCAACUAUUUAUUAUGGACUGGUGUACGUGAGAGUUUCUCUCUCUAACUUUCACACCUGUAUUGCUCUCUCUCUAGUUUUUCUAUCCCAUAAGACCUCUCUCUAAAUGGGCUUAUAUGGGUGCUCGGAUUCUGAGAAAUCUAUGUUUAUUUCUCUCUCUAAUUCUGCUACCCCACAAGACUUUCUCUCUCUAGUUCUCUCAUGUUGGGCGUCUUAGAUGGGUUCUGAGAACACAAGGGGGGCUGCGUUUCGCAGCCCAGCUGAGAGAAUGGUGGCUGAUUUUGUGAUGGGUGGUGCUGCAGCUGCCAUUUCUAAGAGCGUUGCAGCUCCCAUUGAAAGAGUGAAGCUUUUGCUUCAAAACCAGGGAGAAUUGCUCAGAAGGGGUUCUCUCAAGACCCCAUAUACUGGGAUUGGAGAUUGCUUCACUAGAGUGUUGAGAGAGGAGGGCUUUCUCUCUCUGUGGAGAGGGAAUCAAGCCAAUGUCAUUCGCUAUUUUCCCACUCAGGCCUUUAACUUUGCAUUUAGGGGUUACUUCCAAAGACACUUUGGCAACUCAAAAGAGAAAGAUGGGCUGUCGAAGAAAAGGAUAGUGAGCAAUUUUGCUUCAGGUAGUGCAGCUGGGGCUAUGACCUCAUUUUUGUUAUACCAUUUGGAUUAUGCAAGGACUCGUUUGGGCACUGAUUCAAAGGAUCCUCAAGCCAACACCAAACGCCAGUUCAAAGGACUGUUAGAUGUGUAUCGAAAAACCCUUGCAACUGAUGGAAUCGUGGGUUUAUACAGAGGAUUCACGGUUUCGAUCGCUGGAAUUACUCUCUAUAGAGGCUUGUAUUUUGGAAUCUAUGAUACCAUGAAACCCAUUGUACUUGUUGGAAACUUAGAGGGUAAUUUUUUGGUUAGCUUUGCAUUGGGGUGGAGUGUGACCACUAUUUCUGGUGUAUGUGCAUACCCAUUCGAUACUCUGCGUCGUCGAAUGAUGCUAACUUCAGGACAGCCGUUCAAGUAUCGAAAUGCCUUUCAUGCCCUGCAACAUAUUGUUCAGCAAGAGGGUGUGAGUGCACUUUUUAGAGGAGUGACAGCAAACAUGCUUGUUGGAGUUGCAGGGGCUGGAGUUCUUGCUGGCUAUGAUCAACUUCAAUGCCUGGCUUUUAAGCAUGGUUAUGGAUUUGAAAAUAAGAGGACCAUUAAGGAAUAGAACCACCAAAUGGAUGUGUAAACAAACACCCCAAACACCCCCCGCCCCUUUUCUUCUCUCCUUCUCUGUUCUUACACAAGAUGCAGUACGUUCUAUCCUGCAUUUUAUUUACAAACCUCUCUCCUUGGUGCUGCAUUGGUUAGCUUCAUAUUCAAAAAGAUUCCACUCUCUCCUGCAGCUAAAUUCUUUUACCCAAGGUUGAUUGCUCUCUCUCUCUCUCUCUCUCUCUCUGCCUUAUGUGAUAGAACCAGCACAUGUGUGUAAAUCUCCUUCAUCUUCUUGUUCAAUAUGAAUUCUUGUCCUCUCCUCUCUCCUCCACUUUUAUGCAAAGAGAGCUCCCUCUCUCAGCAACACUUCAAGAGAUGGCAUUCCGUCUCCUGUAUCCAAAUUCUUUCAUCCAAGAUUCAUUACCCCGAAAAGGUGCCCACAGCUUCAUCGUCGUGCUUCUCAGCAUGCUUACUGCUUCAAACUUCAAUAUGGAUGGAAAAUUGUAUGUAUGUAGCAUAACAGUCUAAUUGACGAUUUUUAACUUCAUUGCAAUGUCACGAUAAGGAGAAAAUGAAACAGAAAAACAGAUACACAAUAUUAGAUGGUGAAAAGAAAGGGUAAUAUGGAGAAGCCAUUGGGAAUUGUUUGUGGGGACUGAGCUUGCCCAAUGUUGUACAGUGAUUUGUGGAUGUUAUAUGAUGGUUUAUAUCAUUUUUGCCA